Molecule: messenger RNA, 1721 nt
Organism: Meriones unguiculatus (Mongolian gerbil)
Lineage: Eukaryota; Metazoa; Chordata; Mammalia; Rodentia; Muridae
Gene: Phax
Product: phosphorylated adaptor for RNA export
Exons: 5
Coding region: 195-1349 (384 amino acids)
Biological process (GO): snRNA export from nucleus
Cellular component (GO): nucleus
Source: RefSeq, a predicted model, not a curated record
GGUGAGAGGCGGGAGGUCAGAGCGGAACCCGGGAGCGCCUCCUCACCCCGCAGCGGCGAGUUUGGCUAUGGUGACGCUCGCCCGGGCCUGCGGAGACGCCGCGGGCCCGCCCGCACGGGGGCGCCGGAGCACGGCCAUUAGGCCUUCCCUCCGUCCGCCGGAAGCGCUCUCCUGAACCUGCGCGCCGCGGGAAGAUGGCGCUGGAGGCUGGCGAUAUGGAAGAGGGGCAGCUUUCCGACUCGGAUUCCGACAUGACGGUCGUCCCCAGCGACAGGCCGCUGCAAAUGGCGAAAGUACUGGGCGGGGGCAGCGUUGCAUAUGCACCGUCGACAAAUUAUCGGACUGUUAAACAUGUGGAUUCAAGUGAGGAGAGUCAGGAUUCCGAUGACGAUGGCUCUCCUUGGAAACGGAAGCGACAGAAAUGUCUUAAUCCCCCUCCCAAACCCGAGCCCAUCCCGUUUGGCCAGAGCGGUCAGAAAACAGCUCUCAAUGGAGGAAAGAAGGUGAACAACAUCUGGGGUGCUGUGCUACAGGAGCAGAAUCAAGACGCAGUGGCCACUGAACUUGGCAUCUUGGGAAUGGAUGGCACCAUCGACAAAAGCAGGCAGUCUGAGACCUAUAAUUAUUUGCUUGCUAAGAAACUCAGGAGGGAAUCUCAAGAAUAUACAAAAGAAUUAGACAAAGAUCUAGAUGAAUAUAUGCACGGUGACAAAAAAACAGGGUCCAAGGAAGAGGAGAAUGGGCAGGGUCAUCUCAAGCGGAAACGGCCUGUCAAAGAGAGACUUGGUAACAGACUAGAAAUGAACUAUAAAGGCCGCUACGAGAUCACAGAAGAUGAUUCUCAGGAGAAAGUAGCUGAUGAAAUUGCUUUCAGGUUACAGGAACCUAAGAAAGACCUGAUAGCCCGAGUGGUGAGGAUAAUUGGGAACAAAAAGGCCAUUGAACUUCUGAUGGAAACUGCUGAAGUUGAACAAAAUGGUGGACUUUUUAUAAUGAACGGUAGUAGAAGAAGAACACCCGGCGGGGUUUUUCUGAAUCUCCUGAAAAACACUCCCAGCAUCAGUGAAGAACAAAUUAAGGACAUUUUCUACAUUGAAAAUCAAAAGGAAUAUGAAAAUAAAAAAGCUGCUAGAAAAAGAAGAACACAACUAUUGGGGAAAAAAAUGAAACAAGCUAUUAAAAGUCUAAAUUUCCAAGAGGAGGAUGAUACAUCACGAGAAACUUUUGCAAGUGACACUAAUGAGGCCCUGGCCUCCCUUGAUGAAGCCCAGGAAGGACCAGGCGAAACCAAACUGGAUGCUGAGGAAGCCAUUGAGGUUGACCAUCCUCAGGAUUUAGACCUCUUUUAAGCACCUUUUGGACCUUUUGAAGAAUAAACUUUUGUUUAAAAAAAGAAAAAGUUAACAUUUCUACUGAGAUUGCUUUACUGUGCACUGAAUCUGGAGAAGGAAAGCUGUUUUUGUUUCUUCUUUGAAGUAAAAAAAUACAUGUUGGCAGUCAUGCCAUGGACGGCAGUGUUUAAAGAUGUCUGUGCCUGAGGGGUGUAUAGCACGGGUUUAAUUUCUCAUUCUGCAUGUGCUGUUAGCCUAGUUCUAGCUGUGAUCACUGUCCAGCUCACUGUUUCAUGCCAUUAAGAUGCUUUUGUUUUCUGAUUCAUCUUUGUGGUGAACUAUGCUUUGGUUUUAACACAUUCCAUUAAAGUGUCCUGCAAUAUGUAUAAA